AGAGUUCCUAGUGGAGAAGCAGUGUUCAGCUCUCUUGUUCUUCCCGACUGGCCCCCAGGCAGAGACUGGGCUCUGAAGGCCGGGAUUCCCCUUUGUCCUGAGCCCGUAGCUCGGGCUGGGUGUUAACUCGGGCCAAGGCAGGACCCGCUGGGCGAAGUCGGGGGCAGGGGAGGCUGACAGCUGAUGGCUCAGUCCACUAUGCCCCCCAAAUCUGACGUGUUGAGUCAAGAUGAACUGCGAAAAAAACUAUACCAGACGUUUAAGAAUCGGGGUAUACUGGACACGCUCAAGACACAGCUCCGAAACCAGCUGAUUCACGAAUUGAUGCACCCUGUGUUGAGUGGAGAACUGCAGCCCCGGUCCAUUUCAGUGGAAGGGAGUGCCCUCUUAAUAGGCGCUUCUAACUCUCUAGUGGCAGAUCACUUACAAAGAUGUGGCUACGAGUAUUCACUCUCUGUUUUCUUUCCAGAAAGUGGUUUGGCCAAAGAAAAGGUAUUUACUAUGCAAGAUCUAUUACAGCUCAUUAAAAUCAACCCUGAAUCCAGUCUCUACAAAUCACUGAUUUCAGGAUUUGAUAAAGAAAACAAAGUUGCUCUGCUGUGGCUGUUACCUACGUAUGUCCGUGGGAGGAGUUCAACAUUUCCUAGCAAAGACUCUCUUGCAGAAAAGCUUCAGCUCAUUGAUGAUCAGUUUGCGGAUGCUUACCCUCAGCGUCCCAAGUUAGAAUCUUUAGAAAUAAAGUUAAAUGAAUAUAAGAGAGAAAUAGAACAGCAGCUUCGGGCAGAAAUGUGUCAAAAGUUGAAGUAUUUUAAAGAUACCGAAAUAGCAAAAGUUAAAAUGGAAGAGAAGAGAAAGGCUGAGAGAGAGUUAGCUGAGUUCCGGAACGAACUGGAGCGAGCUUGUCAAGCAAAAUCUGAAGCCCUCAUUUCUCGGGAAAAGAUGGCUCUUGAGAGAAUUCAAAAGCACCAAGAGAUGGAAACCAAAGAAAUUUAUGCUCAGAGGCAGCUUCUACUAAAAGAUAUAGAUUUGCUAAGAAGCAGAGAAGCCGAGCUGAAGCAACGGAUCGAAGCUUUUGAAUUGACUCAGAGGCUGCAAGAGGAAAAAAAUAAAAGCCUAACUGACACACUUAGGAAGCGGGAACUGAAUAUAAAGAGCCUUGAGGAGAGCUAUGACCAGAAGCUCAAGAAUGAACUUCUCAAGUAUCAACUUGAACUAAAAGAUGACUAUAUCACCAGAACGAACAGGCUGAUUGAAGAUGAAAGGAAGAAUAAAGAAAAAGCUAUACAUUUGCAAGAGGAGCUCACAGCUAUUAAUACAAAAAAGGAAGAAUUUAAUCAUUCAGUAAAUCGUGUCAAAGAGCUUGAGCUUGAGUUAGAAUCUGUCAGAGCCCAGUCUUUGGCAAUAACAAAGCAAAACCAUCUGCUGAAUGAAAAGGUGAAAGAGAUGAGUGACUAUUCGCUACUGAAAGAAGGGAAACUGGAGCUUCAGGCACAAAAUAAAUUACUUAACCAACAACUGGAAGAGACUAGAAAUGAAAACUUGCGUCUCCUAAACCGUAGAGCUCAGCCAUCUCCUGAGCUGGUGGUUUUUCAGAAAGAACUAAAGAAAGCCGAACAUGCCAUCGCAUUUGAGCAUAAGGAGUUCGAAAGCCACAGGCAGGCUCUGCAAAAACAGCUGCAAAGUGAAAUUGAACAUUCUGCACAGCUGAAGGCCCAAAUACUUGAUUAUGAUAACUCUGUAAAGAGGUUAACUCUGCAGGUUGCCGAUUUGAAAUUGCAACUGAAACAAACCCAGACAGCGCUCGAGAAUGAAGUAUACCGCAACCUGAAGCAGUCUCUGAUCAAUCGUUCCAUCGAUGGACUGCUGAAUGGCAAGAUGGUGGUGCCUCAUAAUAGGGAUAUAAGCGGGGAUUUCUUGAAAAAUCCUCUCGACCAGGAAAGGCUGAUGGCGGUUACACCAAGGAUCAUAAAUUAUCCAAAUGCAAGCACAGAGAGUAGUUCCCCCGAUUCCGACCUUGAGUUUGUAGCCAAUACCAAAGCAAGAGUGAAAGAGCUAGAGCAAGAGGCCGAACGUUUGGAGAAAGCUUUCCGAAAUUACCAUCGAAGAGUUAGUCAGCUCCCCGCUAAACGCCCCUUCGCAGCCAACAGCCAGCCACCCCUGCACUUGCUAGGGACACUCAACAGCAUCACUUCGAGUUCGCCCCAAAGACGCACUUGUGCCGAGGACAGAGUUGUCUCUGAGCCUCCGGUGGGCACCCCCGAAGAGGACAAGAGCAGCGCCUCGCGGCCACGCAGGAACACCCCCUCCAGACGCCUCUCCUCCACUCCUGUUCCCAAAGCAAAAAGGAGCCUCGACAGUGAAAUGUAUCUGGAAGGUCUGGACCGAUCCCACGCUGCUGGCCCCAGUCCUUGUCCCGACAGAACACCCCGGCCUUCACCCGCUGAGUCCAGGCACAGCCCUUCCGUCCACCCGCUGCCCAGCUCUCCAGAGCAGGCCAGAAUUCAAGUGAUUAUCAGCAAGCCAGAUGCAGGGAGUGCAACGAGGCAGUUUGAAGCGGACGGCCUCCAUCCUGCUGGCGACAUGCCUCACGUGGAUGCUGCUGCGGCUGCCAGACCUAUGUCCUAUCACUACCCGAGCGUAGAUCAGAAACAAAUGGCAGAACAGAAGGAAGAAGAACAAAUAUGGGAAGAGCACAUGAAAGAACGCAGGCAGAGAGAAGAAAGAAGGCAGAAUGAGCGGCAAGAGGCUUUAGAAAGGGAACGAAGAGAACUAGAAAAAUUGGAUCAGGAGCAGAGGAUGAUUGAAGAAUCAUUGAAGAUUGAAAUGGAAAAAGAAUUAGAAAUGAGUGUUGAAGAAAUGAAAGACAAAUCUGUUUGUGGUGAAAAUCCUUUGGAGAAAUACAUGAAAAUUAUUCAGCAGAAUCAAGACCAGGAGGCAGCAGAUAAGAGUUCAAAGGUUGGCAGAGAAGCCUCAGAAGUGGACACAGUGCCAUCGAGCGACAAAGACGAAAGUUUCACGGGCUUUUCUCAUGAAGAAACAGAUGACUUUUGGUAACCAUGUUUGCUGUCCAGCAUCUUACCCAUAUAAUGUAACUGAAGGCCUAUGAAUUCUCUGUAACUACAGAUUCUCAAUAAAAAUGUUAUGUGUAAUCCCA
Messenger RNA from Odobenus rosmarus divergens (Pacific walrus), 3154 nucleotides. It is a transcript of the gene OFD1, whose product is annotated as oral-facial-digital syndrome 1. Bases 184 to 3054 code for a protein of 956 amino acids. The record is from RefSeq and is a predicted model, not a curated record. Gene Ontology annotation, cellular component: ciliary basal body; centrosome. NCBI's taxonomy places the organism in Eukaryota, Metazoa, Chordata, Mammalia, Carnivora, Odobenidae. Gene Ontology annotation, biological process: epithelial cilium movement involved in determination of left/right asymmetry. The transcript has 24 exons. Gene Ontology annotation, molecular function: protein binding.